UUUUUUUUUUAUUAUUAUUAUUAAUAACUUUCGACAAAACGACGAUGGCUGAUCUUGAUAGACAACUUGAACAGUUACGAAGAGGAGAAAUCAUAUCAGAGCAAGAAGUUAAAGAGCUAUGUACAAAAGCAAGAGAGAUUUUAAUUGAAGAGAGCAAUGUCCAACGAGUCGAUGCUCCAGUUACCAUUUGUGGUGACAUUCAUGGUCAAUUCCAUGAUUUAAAAGAACUAUUUCGAGUGGGAGGUGAAUGCCCAGAUACAAAUUAUUUAUUCAUGGGUGAUUUUGUCGAUCGUGGAUAUUAUUCAGUCGAAACAUUUUUAUUAUUAUUAGCACUUAAAGUUAGAUACCCUGAUAGGAUUACACUUAUUCGAGGAAAUCACGAAAGUAGACAGAUUACUCAAGUGUAUGGUUUUUAUGACGAAUGUACACGUAAAUUUGGAUCAGCUAAUGUUUGGAGAUAUUGUUGUGAAAUUUUUGAUUAUUUAAGUUUAAGUGCUAUUAUUGAUGAUAAAGUGUUUUGUGUGCAUGGUGGUCUUUCUCCUAGCAUAAAUACAGUAGAUCAGAUUCGAACUAUUGACAGGAAACAAGAAGUUCCUCAUGAUGGAGCUAUGUGUGAUUUGCUUUGGUCAGAUCCAGAAGAAAUUGAUGGAUGGGGCUAUAGUCCAAGAGGGGCUGGGUACUUGUUUGGUGCAGAUGUUGUGCAAGGAUUUUUACAUACAAAUAAUCUUGAUUUUAUUGCACGGGCACAUCAGUUAGUUAUGGAAGGAUAUAAACCAAUGUUUAAUGAUACAAUUGUAACAGUUUGGUCAGCACCUAAUUAUUGCUAUAGAUGUGGUAACAUCGCUGCAAUAUUGGAAUUAGAUGAUUAUUUAACAAAACAAUAUAAAUUAUUUGAAGCAGCGCCUCAACAGCAUGAUUUUCGGGGUGCACCACAAAAGAAAUCUUUACCUGAUUAUUUCCUUUAAAUAACAAUGUAUAAUUUACAAGUUUCAAGUAAAAGUUGACAUUUUAAUUGCAUUCGACUUUCCCAUUCUUUAUCUUG
This is a messenger RNA of Cokeromyces recurvatus, 1042 nucleotides long. Its product is annotated as Serine/threonine protein phosphatase. Lineage: Eukaryota; Fungi; Mucoromycota; Mucoromycetes; Mucorales; Mucoraceae. Bases 45 to 965 code for a protein of 306 amino acids. Gene Ontology annotation, biological process: peptidyl-serine dephosphorylation; double-strand break repair via homologous recombination. Gene Ontology annotation, cellular component: cytoplasm; nucleus. The record is from RefSeq and is a predicted model, not a curated record. The transcript has 10 exons. Gene Ontology annotation, molecular function: protein serine/threonine phosphatase activity.